Messenger RNA from Nicotiana attenuata, 627 nucleotides. RefSeq lists its product as uncharacterized. Bases 1 to 627 code for a protein of 208 amino acids. The transcript has a single exon. NCBI's taxonomy places the organism in Eukaryota, Viridiplantae, Streptophyta, Magnoliopsida, Solanales, Solanaceae. The record is from RefSeq and is a predicted model, not a curated record.
AUGGAGACUGAAAUGAGUUUUUCUCAAUUGGCUCCUCCAGUCUUUGAUGGUGAAAAUUACCAACUGUGGGCAGUGAGAAUGGAGACUUACUUGGAGGCUUUAGAUCUUUGGGAGGCCAUGGAAGAGGAUUAUGAUGUUCUUCCGCUGCCUAACAAUCCCACGGUGGCCCAGAUCAAGAGUCACAAGGAAAAGAAAAUCAGAAAAUCAAAGGCGAAAGCAACUGUGUUUGCUGGUGUGUCUGCAACAAUUUUCACGAGAGUUAUGGCUCUCAAAUCAGCAAAAGAAAUAUGGGAUUAUCUCAAGGGAGAAUAUACAGGAGAUGAAAAAAUUCGAGGCAUGAAGGUGCUGAAUUUAAUAAGGGAAUUCGAGUUGCAGAAAAUAAAAGAAUCUGAGACCGUCAAAGAAUACUCAGAUUGGUUGCUUGGCAUUGUUAACAAGGUAAGGUUGCUUGGCACUAAAUUUAGAGAUUCAAGAAUUGUUGAAAAAAUUCUUGUUACGGUGCCUGAAAAAUAUGAAGUAUCCAUAACUACCUUAAAAGGAUCUAUCCAAGAUUACCUUGGCAGAAUUGUUAAAUACAUUGCAGGCAUAAGAGCAAAGGAGGCUUAUGAGGCAAGAUGGUAUGGUUGA